AGAGCAUGACACGCCGAUCCGAUGGCGAAGCCCCUUUUUAAUUGAGGCUGUCAGGCUGAGCCCGCGAUGGAGCGAGCGGGGCGACGCGGCGCUUCUAGCAGCAACAGCAGCAGCGCCUUAAACCGAACCAAGUGAAAGCAGCCUUUCCCGGGGAGGAGGAGGAGCAGCAGCCCCGAGAGCCUGGCCGGCGCCUUCCUCGCCUCCACCAUCCCAGAAGCACGAGCAGAGCCAGGCUCUUCUCCCCCGCUCCCUCCCGCCUUCUGCUCCUGCAAGUGGAAGGAAACGUCUCUCUGCUGCGGGCGAGGAAAUCGAGGGGAACGCGGACGCCGAUCUGCUUGGAGCGCUUGGAUCUCCAAAGCAGCGCGGGCUCCUUGGCCGGAUCUCUCUCUCUUUCUCUCUCCCUUUAAAACAACGAUCCUAUUUUUUUGAACUAACUCUUUUGCUUCUUCGGUGAUUUGGACAGUAGGCUGCAGAGGGCAUUCCUCUCUCCCCUUCCCCCCCGCGCCGCGCCAGUGAUUUGUUUUCCACGCGCGGCCGCUCUCCUCCUCCGCUCCCCCCCCCCCCGCGAUUUUGCCCUCCCCCACCCCUUGCGAUCCUCAUGAAAAAUCACAUCUGGGGCAGCACCCCGCGGGCUCCCAUGGCUGCGGCGAUGCCGUGGAAGAGCGCGGAGUGGCUGCAGGAGGAGCUGGAGUCGAGCGGGGGCAGUUCGCUGCUGCUGCUCGACUGCCGCCCGCACGAGCUCUUCGAGUCGUCGCACAUCGAGACCGCCAUCAACCUGGCCAUCCCGAGCCUGAUGCUCCGGCGCCUCAAGAAGGGCAACCUGCCCAUCCGCUCCAUCAUCCCCAACAACGAGGACAAGGAGCGCUUCGCCAAGCGCUGCAAGGCGGACACCGUCCUGCUCUACGACGAGGCCACGGCCGAGUGGCAGCAGGACAGCGGCGCCCCCAGCUCCGUCCUCGGGCUCCUGCUGCAGAAGCUGCGCGACGACGGCUGCAAGGCGUUCUACCUGAAAGGUACCGGGGGCGCGGGACUGUGGACGGGGCUGGCAGGGAGACGGGCAGGGGUCAGAUCGAUUUGAGCAGCGUGGGGAAGCUCCCCACCCGGAUAGCUCUGGUCUGCUAGCUAGCAGCACACCCCCAUCGGAGCGACCGGCGUGGUUCCCGCCUAACAGCAAUCCCACCCCCCGCCCCUAAUCUCUCACCACCAUGCAGACUGGAUCCGGAUCCGGAUCGCAGCUUUUCCCCUCUUCCGUAGUUCCUGAGGAUUCGCCUCCCGUUGUAGUGUGUUUUGGGAAUGCCGCCCUUAAGAAAUCAGGGAUAAUAAUGGAAGGAAACUUCUGGUCUGUUGUUGCACUUUUCCCACCCUUUAAAGGCGAUUAUAGCUUUCUCGUUUUGGCGAAGGAUUGUGCUCCUGCUCUUUCGCCUUUCAAAAUGGUCUCAUGUGCCGAGUACGGGCAGAUAUUGGCCGCUGAACCCUCGGAUUCCCCUUCUUGUUGCACCUCUUCCCGCCGGCCGGCCGCCCUUCCUCCCUCCCCGCGCGGUACAAAUCUCUCGCGUGGGAGACACUAUUCCCUCCCAUCUCCCUUGUUCCAGCGACGUAAGGUCUUAUUCCUGCCCGAUUCUUCCAUAUCUAUGAAUGGGGCAGAAAGGGUCUAUUCACCGAGUGAAUCCUCCAUACCUCUUCAUUCUGAAAUCCGGUUUGUGAGCAUCUGUUUUGGAAUAGUCCCUCCUCCCUCUUCCUGACCACCAUCCCUAGUUUUCCCACCUUGUCCACCCACCUGGUGUGGAUCUAUGAUCUUCCCUCCUUAGUUGCCCUUUAGGAGAUCUCCUCUAUACAGACGGAGAAAAUUAAAUAAAGGUCUAACUUCUCACACAGUGGCAACAAUCUCCCCUAAAAUACUUCUUUCACAACAUGCGGUUAUUUGAGGCCAGUAACCACAACUGUGGGAAGGGUGGGUGUAUUGAUCAUAUGCAGUUCUCCAUCUCUUUUUGCACCCCCCCCUCCCCAAGUUUGAUCUUGUGCAUUGAGACUAGAUCCAGGUGCUUUAGCAGUGCUUCCUGGUGUGUGUGUUUCUGGUGAAGGGUUGACUGAUUGGAUGUGCUUGCCUUUGGGCAAUGGGUUGAAUUAAAUUACCUCUCUGGUGCCAUUCUGUGCCAUGCUUCUGUUAUGCCUCUCAAUCUCUGAAUGAAGUGCAUUUUGAAUUGAGAUAUUAGUUCACUAUAAAGUCUCCAUUCAGAUCUCCUAAAACAACCCCCCCCCCCAAAAAAAGAGGGGCAUUGCGAAGCAGUCGAAACAGUCGUUCUGAGUGAGCCUGCCAGGAUGAAGAUAAUAACUUUGCUUCCCCCAAAACACACACACACCACAACACUGCUGUGGUCACUGGGCGGCAGGAUUGAGGCAGGAACAGUAGGCAACACCAAAUCAAUAUUGUCACUUGCAACAAGGCGGAUGGAUAGACUGGUAGAUUGAUUACGGGAUUUCUGAUGGUAGGAGGGCAGUAUAUGUGAGGUGCAGAGGAAGGAGGAUGAAACUGUUAUUGGGGAUUCUGGGUCCUCUUCUUUCCUACUAUAGGUUUCAGGGCUCUUUUUAGUAGCUGAACUCAUGCUGCCAUGUUAACUUCUUCAGCUUCUCUUGAGGACAGAAAUGCACUGGUGCUUCCCAUUCCUUUCUCAAGAUCCUAAAUAGUUCUCAUGAGGGUUCCGCGUUAUUUAAACUGAAUUCUGUACUCCUGGCAUCUCCCUCCUUUCUUAACUCCCCCCUAGUUCCUUUAAACUCGCAUGCAAUGGAGAAAAGGAGGAGUUAAGCUGCUGCUUUCCCUUCGCUUCGCUUUUUUUCUGGGGCCUCAGUGGGAAAUGUUUCCAAUUAAAAUUCCAAAAUGGCUUCUCCAUAUUGUCUUUCUCCUUGAGGAGGGAAAAAAAGGGAACCUUCUCUCUCUCCCUCUCUUCCCUUCAUGAAUGAAUAUGGCAGGGGAUGUGUAUGCUGCUCAGUGACCUUGCCACAACUAUGCCAAACCCCUGGAAUUUCCAGGAGACUUUUCGUAAUGACACUGUUUAUCAGAUCCACGUAAUGACUGCUAAAUGCCUCCUUAAUGUACACGAAGGAGCAAAUUAAAUUUCUUCUUGUCUAAUUGCUCUGUCGGAAAGAGGCGCCAAAAGAGAAAUGAUUAGAAGGAAUGGUUUUACUCCUGACCUUUACUUGCACAUUCAAUAGAUCCUUGAGUUUACUUAAACAAUAUUGGAGCAAGUUGCUCAACUCGGUGACGGGUUGUUUUCUGAGCUCUCCAGUUGUGCUGCUGUUCCAAGUGAUAAGCGGGCAGCGGCCAAACACUCUAUAAUUUUGAAAAAGGAAACUUCUGUUCCUGUCUCCUCCUCACCCUCACUGGCCCCAGCAUAUCUUAAUACCUUCCGCACAUGUUGAGCAAUAUCUUCGAGAUUAGAUCUUACAAUGCCUUCUAUUUGAACCGGCUCUCCUUAAUGAAGUUUUCAUUGCUUGGAAAUUAACUUUUGUUUUCAAGCCGAGUUGCUGUGAGAGUUGUCACAUGCACACCCACCCAGCCCCGCCGCCCAACAGCGCCCCCUUUGCUUUUAGCCAUUUACAUGACAGGCAGUUAGUUAUUCAACAGGUGAAGCUUUUCUUGUCACUGCAUUUUCAUGCUAGGAAGUGGCAGCUGCUGAUUUUCUGCUCAUCUUAAAUGCGCAGGAGCCCUCUGGGGGAGGGGGUGGGAGAAGAAAAAUGGCAGGCAUCAUUUCUAUAAUUUUAUUAAAUGUUAAUAUUGCCACCCACUUUUUUCUUUCUCAAGUCAAGCAUGCAUGGCAUAUGUUAAAUAUGUGCUUAGGAUAUUCUUCCUUAAGAAGCAGGUAGUCAGAUACUAGUUUUUGUGGAUUUAAUUGCUUCAGACUAUAGGUGAAGUGUUUUUUUCAUGAUUGAAUGUCUCCCCUUAGCAAAUAACAGCAGCAACAACAACAGCAAAGCAGCAACAACCCUACAUGUAGAAAGCUAAAUGUCUGGGAGAAGGCUGAAGCUUACUCUUCUCCCUGAUAGUCUAGUUUUCUGAUAUGCAGGAAUUGGUUUUUAAACUGGCGAACAUUUCGUCAUGUAAUCCUCAUUACAUCUCGAAAGAUUACACUGAGGCACAGAUUUCUCACCUCAGAGCAUUUUCCUGGCAUGGCAAAACGAAAAGGUGGAGCCAUACAGCACAUUUCAGUAAUACGAGUGCAACUGAUGUGUGAUCAAGUGAAAACUGCAGCAGUCACCUGAAAUUUCCUGCUGUCUUGGCACUUCUGUUGAGGCUGCCAACUUUUUUCCUGAGCCCCUGCUCCUGUGCUUCAACAGCACCUUGGUCUGCAGGCGUUAGCAGUUCCUAAAACAUCUCCAUGCUAUGAAAACUUUCACUGGCUGCUUCCCGGAUAUUAAAUUGCUGUGUAAAGUCACACGUGAACAGGCUAGGAUUGUGCUGUGGUGAGCUGGCAACUGUAAUUACCACUGAAGAGGAGGGUGCGAAAACCGGGCACCUGCUAAGAAGUAAGUCCCAUGAAACCCAAUGGGACUUACUUCUGAGUAGGCAUGUAUAGGAUGGCAGUGCCAGUGCUUUUUUGAGCCCUUGGUUGGAAUUGUAGAGUUGGAAGGGACCCUGAGGAUCAUUUAGUCCAAACCCCUACAAUGCAGGAAUAUGCAGCUGUCCCAAACGGAUAUCGAACCUGCAACCUUGACAUUAUCAGCACCACACUCUAACCAACUGAGCUAUCCUUCCCCUCGCACAGGAUGCAGUGCUAGGAGCCAUUGCCUUUCCUCCCCACGUGACUGUACACAGAGCAGCAUGCUACCAAUCUGGGCCUAAUUCAGACCAUACGCUUGAAGCAAAUAAUUUAGGUAAAUGGACUUUUCAGGGUGCGUUUAGCUAAGGAGGAAACAGAUGGCUAAAAUAUGUGGCUUUUCCUGGUAAUGAAUAAGUAUUCAGGUAUUGGUAGCUUUAGGAUGCAAGUGAUAUUAAAGUGCGCUUUCUCUUCGCCUCCGCAGGUGGAUUCAACAAAUUUCAGACAGAAUACUCGGAGCAUUGUGAAACCAAUCUUGACACUUCAUCUCCUACCAACUCUCCUCCUACAUCUGUCCUUGGUCUCGGAGGCCUGAGGAUCAGCUCCGAUUGUUCGGAUGGGGAAUCGGACAGGGAGCCUAGCAGUGCCACGGAAUCCGAUGGGAGCCCGGUCCCAAACAACCAGCCGGCCUUUCCUGUCCAGAUUCUUCCCUAUUUGUACCUGGGUUGUGCCAAAGAUUCCACCAACUUGGAUGUCUUGGGCAAAUACGGCAUCAAGUACAUCCUGAACGUUACUCCCAACCUCCCCAACAUGUUUGAGCACGACGGAGAAUUCAAGUACAAACAGAUUCCCAUCUCGGAUCACUGGAGUCAGAAUCUCUCCCAAUUCUUUCCCGAGGCCAUUGCUUUCAUUGGUAGGUGUUGGACAUCCUGUUCUCGGCGGACCAGCCCCUUUAGCAAUCAGUAGUUUUCCAUAACUAGUCCUGGGGGUUCAGUACCUGCUCACUGUUAGGUUCCAUGCAAUACAUGUUACACCUCCUAAUUUUGGUAGCUAGUGAUUGUGCCAGUGUCAGACACUGAUUUUCCCUACUUCAGACUUUACUUCAAAAUCAAAAAGCUUUGCUUCAGUUGGCUGUGGUGGAACAGUUUUAAAGAUGGCUUGUUUUUUUCUGGGGCUUCAGGGCUGUGCUUUAAAUUAUAAUUUCCACCUUUGUGGGCAUUAUAUUUGCCGCGAAACUAAGUUACAUUGCAGAGAUUUUAAAUGUUGUUUAACAAACUACAUGCUGGUGUUUUGAGGCUGAAAUCUUGUAAACUCUUACCUGGGAGUUGGUUCCAUUGAAGUCCCUGGGGAUUCUGGCUAAGUAGACACAUGUAGGGUUGCCCUGUAAAUGGUCUAUUUUUGUUUAAAUGUUAUGAUACUAUAUGUCCCUGGUUUCCUAUUCAUGCUGUAUAUGAGUAAAUUUGAGGGUCCAAUAACUUUGAAAACGGAAUACCUUUUUGAAAGCUCCUUUGUGUUUUGGGAAGUAGAUAAAGCAGGCAUUUUUAAGCUUUAGACUUUGGGGAAAGACUUUUCACAAGGCAGUAUCUGCUAAACAUCUGUUGUGGAAGCCCCUGUGUGCUGCAAAUGCUUACAGACAUGUUCUGCAGUGCGUACACAGGGAGUAUUGCCUAUUGCCCCCCCAUCACCAUGUGCCACCUGAGAACCAGGAUCCACUUACCCAUUGGAGGCGAGCUGCGGCAAUAGUCUCCUGGCAGCGUUGCCAAGCAGUGAGGGGGCAGUGAGGCUGUGGGUGGGUGGAACCUGAGCAUCUGCAAUCCCACCCCUGCCUCUCCCUUCUCAGUGAGCGACAGUGAUUCUGCUGCUGGAAGCUGUUGCAGCAGCUCUGCCUCACCUGGCGAACCACUCCUUCUGACACCUUUCCCUAGAACAAAGAUGGGGAAUGGCUAGCAUGGCCGAUGGAUGGGGAUGGUGGUGGUUGGUAGUCCAAAACAUCUGAAGGGCCAGAAACUCUCCAUCCUUGCCUUGGGGGACACACACCACUUACCUGCUCCAGGAGAUGGCAGGGGAAGAUCAGUAGAACUGGGCAAUCUGCCUUUCAGAGAAAGCUGCCUGCCAUUCCUAGUCUUCACAUCAUUGUGAGCCCCAAAAUUUAAUGGGACACAUUUAGAAAACCACUGAGAAAAAGAAAGAGCUGUUUUGCUCAUGUUGUGCAUGUUCCUUGAUUCCUAAAGAUAAAGCUAAACAUGUGAACAAAGAUGAAAGUUCUGUGUUAGAAACUCGUUCAAAUUACCUCUGGCCCAUCGUAAAAUGAUGGGCAUGCAUGUGUAAAGUAGCUAGUCCCUGAACAGGGGUUUAUGAUUGCUAUUUGGAGAGAAAAUCCCUAUGCUGAUCAUAACCCCAAAGGACCUAAAACGUAUUUUAUUUAAAACUUUGGAUCCUGCCCCUCAGCGUUUCUGCUUCCAUGGCAGCUCAUAGAUGCUAUGAGAAUGGGCACAUCUAAAUAAAUUAAGUUCAGCCAAUUAAUAUGACAAGAAUGAGCAAGAUAAAAACACAGUCAUUUAGGGAGUGCCUUCUCUGAUAUGAACAUGCCUGUUCACAAGUGUCAUCUUCAGAAAUCCUUCUUUAAAUGCACUUGCCUUCUAAGGUGAGGCAGAUGACAAUUGGAAAAAGGGUCUUUUCAGUUGUGGCACCCUUCCUUUGUAGUAUUCUCCCCAGGGAGAAAACUUUACUGUCUCUUCAGCACCAGAGAAAUAACAUUUUUAUUGACAUUUUUAUUGGGGUUUUUUUUAAUUCCCACAUUGGUCUCAAGAAGUAUGUAGGACAUUAUUGGCAUUGCAUUUUGAAUUGUGCUUGGAAACACAGUGUCCAAAUGGAUCCUUUCUAGGAUUGUUCUAGCUUUCCAGAAUUGUUUUUGUGAUGCAGGAAUAGAUAUAUGGCUGCCAGAUAAUGGCUCAUAUUUACCUAACAAAGUUGUGUGCCCUAAAGUUGAAAAUACGACAGUCCAGGAGUUUGUUUCUGGCUAAGUCAGAAUGCACACCCACUACUCAGAAUACACCCACUGAAAUCAUUGAACUAAAGUUAGUCAUGACUAAACCUGCUUGUCCACUGAUUUCAGUAGGUGUACUGCAAACAUGACUUAAUUGGAUACAAACCAGAGAGCUGUUUUGUUGAGAUAGUGGACAAGUGCUGGUCUGCUUGACUGCACUGUAGGCUUGAAAGCCGCAGUGCUUCUAAAGUUGCUUGCUUCUGUUCUGUGUUCUCUAAAUCAGUAUACUAUGGGGAAAAGUACAAGCUUAGAUGGUUUGUACUGCCCCAAAACCUCAAUAUGAAAAAGUCUAUUUCUUCUAUUGCUCUUAUCAGUAGAUCAUUUUGCUUUUGCUUAAAGGCAUGUGAGGGGAGCAUGGUAUUUAGACACCAGCUCAGUCAAAAAAACAUCCCUUCUGUGAAAACCACACUCUGCUUUGGUUUUUAUGACAGGAAAUGCUUACCUCAUUCAUUCACUAUAAGACUAAAUAGAGGGGGAAAGAAGCAGUGUUCAAAUAGGACACCAGAAGACCUCUGGGAAAUUUAUUUUGCUUGAAAAGAGGCUGUGUUAGAGCAGUCCUUGUCACCUGGCACUGCUUCGUGACUUCUACAAUAAUGCGGGCUAAGAAGUCAAACUUGUUCAUUCUUUAUUUCCCUGCUAUCAUUGGCUAUCUCAUCUUUCCGUCUCUGGCUAAGGUAGUUAGGCUGUAAACUUUUCCGGGCUUAACAGCCAAGCCUUAACAUGUACUUUUGAAGUAAGUCUCUUUGGCAUCAGUGGAAUGUAGUUCUGCAUAAAUGUGCUUUAGGGCUGUGUGGCCUUUGUUAUGGGUCAACAUGCAUAUUCACUGUGCAGUGGUGUGUGUGUGUAAGUCCUUCUGAGUUCAGCGGGGUUUAACCCCAGAGAAACAAACAUAGGAUUGCAGCCUCAAACUGACUGCUGUGGGAAGAGACACUGGCCUGUGUCAGUUAGGUGUAGGUAUGUACCUUAAAUACAUGCUGCAGUCAGUCAUCGAUAGUAUUUUUAGCUUGUGAAAGCUGUUUGUGUCUGCCACUAAACAGCAUCUCACCUUCCUUUCCCUGCUGCCGUCUGCUUGAAUAUAAUUAUUAAUCGAUGAUAACUUUGUGUGUGGAGCUCUGCUGCUAUAUUGCUUCCAAAAAAACCACCCCACAACUAUUUAGCAAGCUUCAGUUUUUCAGCAGCAUCUGAAGCUGAUUCCGAAAAUAAAAGGGACCUCAAAAAGUUAGCAGAUUUGGCCUUAGUGGUUGUAUUUUGACACAUGUCAGUGCUGCCAAGUUUGACUAGUUGCAGCUGGGCACCUAGCUGUUGCUUAAUACCAGAAAUAAAUUUGAAGCAAGAAUGGCCUGAACUACGUCUUAAGAAGAGUCAGGGAACUCCAGAGACAGAACUACAAUUCUGUCUUCCUUCCUCAAGAGACUUGCUUCCUUAUCUUCUCCGUUUUAUGACACUUCCAUGCUUACAUCAUCUUUAUGUGCCAAGAUUUAAUGAGCUAAUAUUUGUAAACUGUUCUGACUACACAGUGCUGAUUGCCACUGUUCAUGCAACUAGUCAUCAUGUGAGACUUGAGGAAAGCAUAUAGUUGUGAAGAAAUACAAAGAAUUGUGGGUGAAAACUACCAGUUAUCCAGCAAUACAUGGAUAUUGAAAUCCAUGUAUUAUGAUGAUGAUGAUGAAUAAUGAAUCCGUUGCAAUAAUUGACCUAAGCUGUUUGAUGCGGGCUUCCAUCUCGCCCUGGUUUAAAGAGAGGCAGCUUCUUGUGGUCCAGCAUAUUCAACCUCUCCCUUUUUUGUCUCUUUCAGAUGAGGCCCGUUCUAAGAAAUGUGGCAUUCUGGUUCACUGCCUAGCCGGCAUCAGCAGGUCUGUAACGGUAACUGUUGCCUAUUUAAUGCAAAAGCUCAACUUGUCUCUCAAUGAUGCCUAUGACUUUGUAAAAAGGAAAAAGUCCAACAUUUCUCCAAACUUUAACUUCAUGGGCCAGCUCCUGGACUUUGAAAGAACUUUGGGGCUCAACAGCCCAUGUGACAACCGCUCCCCCACCGAACAGCUCUACUUCACCACUCCAACCAAUCACAACUUGUUUCCACUGAACACUUUGGAGUCUACAUGAAGUGGAUUUUCUCUGGGGGACACCCCCCCAAAGCCUUGAAUCGCUUCUCUUUGAGCAUUUCAAAUCCAUUAAGCGGAAAGUCUUUCCAGCCAUCCUUGAAAGAACUGGUUUCUCCAAGCAGAGCUGUCUGAAUCGCUGCUUUACUGAAAAGGCUUGUGCCAUUUAUUAGUAUUCUGAUGCUAAAUCAAAAUGGGUUCGGAGGAGUUACCUUAUCAGAGUUACUUAAUGUGGGGGAUGGCCUGGCAUUCUGAACACAGCUGUUACUGGCAAUAGCUGCUUUCCUGGGUGUGUAGAGACUGACGUGAUACACACUGCACACACAUGCAAACACACACAUACAUGUAUUACACACGCACACGUUAAGAACGACUUGUGUGUGUUUGCUCAGUGUGGAAAGCAAAGGAAACUCGUGCACUUGGCAACCUUUGAUCAAUAAGUGUUGGCCUGAGACUGUUGUUUUAAAACCCAGUUUACUUUUUUAAAAAAAGAAAAGAAAAGGAGGUAAUCUUUACUCCUUCUUGGGUUCAAGCUCUUUUUAAAUAUGUAUGUACCUGACAGUUUGUACAGACAAGGUUGCAAAACCAGUAUUUUAUUCUGUUCUUGUUCGAGUUCAUGUUUUUAGAUAAAAGACGAGGAGAAAAAAAUCAAAAUGUUUCUAUUGACCAAAUGCAUUUUGCACACUUUGUAAAGCCUUGAUAUAUUCUGGCAUGUUACUGGGUACUUGGGAGCGAGCGAGAGAGAAAGUGAGUGAGUGAGUGAGAGAGGAGGACACCUGUUGCUGCUGCUUGUUAGCAUCUGGUUGGCGUUUUCAUGACUUGUGAGGGCCAGUUGGUGAUAAUACCACUCUCUGCCAUGCCCACAUUCACAAUCUCUUCUGCACUGAAUCAGCCAAGGUGACUAAGCGCCAUUGUGCUUUCUUAGAAACACCACCUUUUGCCAAAAAAACAACUCGCCCCUACCCUACACCCGUUGCUCUCUGGCCCCAGUUUGAUGCUACCUGAGUCUCCUCCAUCUGAGCUGGUAGAGGCAUGUUUCGAGGCUCUUAGCUGCUCUGUGCAGCCUAUUAUGACUGUUAACAUCACCCAGCUGGCCUGAAUUCAUUCCAGUUUCUGAAGCAAUGAAAAUACUUUCAAUGAUGUUGGCAUUUAUCCAGCGCACUUAAUUCUGUGUCUCUGUGUGUGUGAAUUUGUGUGUGUGUGUGUAGGGAGGAGCGCAGCUGAGAGGUGUGAGAAGAAUCAGCUGAUUCUGCUAUUUUAAAAGACUUGAGCAGAGCAGAGACAUUUUGGUGCGUAACCAGUGGACAACUCUCAUAUGAACCACAGGAGGGCAUGGAAUUAUGCUGUUUAGAAAAGGGGCAUGGAAACGUGGAUUUUUUCUUUAGCCCAUUUGAGCUCUCUGGUGAACUUUUUUUCUGGGUAACUUCUUUGCUGUGCCUUCUACAACAAGAAGACUUGUUUAUAUUUCUCACUAAUGUAUUAUACUGGAAGAGGGAGAAGUGGUGCUUAUUUCCCCCACCCCCAGGAAGAGGGCAUGACGGGCAUGGGAAAACUUCAUUGCCUGCAAUGUAGCCCCUCCCUUCUUCUCAUCUCCCUUUCCACUUUCACUCUCAAAGUAACUUUUUAAAAGCCACGGAGUCCCCCCCCUCAAAAUAUUCAGUUUUUAUACUCCCCCCCCCCCCCAAAAUAAAUAAAUCUCUAUGUGGAAGAAUGUUUUAAUGCUGUUGCAUCACAGAAUUGGUAUGUGUGUGUGUGUGCGUGUAUUUUAUUUUUUAAAGAAACAUUACCAGAAUAUCGGAAUGAUUUUUGUCUUUUUUUUGUUGUUGGUGGUUUUGUUCGUUUUUGUUCCUUUUUUAUGUUAGCAAUGUUGGGGUUGCUGGGUCAUCGGGGCAGGAAGUGUGGAGUGCUUAGUGUGUGGAUGAGCAAGCAAAUGCGGAAUCUCCUAACUGAAUCUUACCUCGAGGAAUUUUUAUUUUUUCAGGGAUUUAGACAGUGCAUCUGUAUCUUGUUAAGCUGGUUUGUAUAAAGGCUUCCUGUGCCAAUGGAGGUCUUUUUUAAAAGAAAGAAAGAAAAAAGAAAGAUGCAUCCUCUUCGUAUAAAUGAGAAUUUGUUAGCGAGGGACAGUUUUGCUUUCUGUGUUUAUGAAGGAAAAAUGUGUGACCCUAUAUAUCCUGAACCCAAUAUUGGGACUUUGUUUAUAUUGCAAAUAAAUAUUAUUUUUUCUUUAAAACCA
This is a messenger RNA of Podarcis lilfordi (Lilford's wall lizard), 11910 nucleotides long. NCBI's taxonomy places the organism in Eukaryota, Metazoa, Chordata, Lepidosauria, Squamata, Lacertidae. The record is from the annotation of a GenBank genome assembly.